AAAUCUGUGCACGCGAUUUACUGCUGCUAGUGGCGCGGAAUUACUUUGUGCAAAGCUGUACUACCAGAAGCACGUUACUCCGAGAAAGAGAAGCAAUAAAGAAAUACUGAACUACAAACAUUUAAAAAUGCGUCCAUCUCGCACGAAGCGUGGUCUGACCCCCCAGUUACCAUAUACCAGGAUGAGUCUGCGCAGCUAUCGGAAUGUCGCCCUGGUGCCGAUGGAGUCGUCUUCCUCGUCCUCUUCUGAUGACAGCUGUGACAGUUUUGGUUCAGAUGGCUUUGCCAACACUAAGAAAUCCGUGAAGCAGCCCAAGGUGACGAAGGUGGUCAGGGGCCCUGCGGAGGACAAGGCACAGAGUGCGUCUGAAGACAGAGAGUUCAGCAAGGGGAUGGAGGCUAUGAAAGUGGACUCUGAUUCUGAGGCUUCCGGGCCUCAGCGCCGGACCAGACGCUCGCACAUCCUGAAGGUGGCGCUGAAGUUCCCCGUCAGGAAGGCGAGCGAACCGAAGCCCACAGUGAAGCCCCUGCCUCGGCAUGGAGGGUCCGAGCCUGACUCAGACGAGGGGGAGAACUUCAUGGACAAGCGAGCACUUAACAUAAAAGAGAACAAGGCAAUGCUGGCGAAGCUCAUGGCGGAGCUGAAUAAAGUGCCUGGGCUCUUUCCCCGAAGGCCUUCCUCACUGUCGGCGGACUCGCCUCGCCGCGUGCCACGCCGAUCUCUGGAGGCAGCCGGACCCUGCCGGAGGAACCCAGAGCGUGUCUCCCGACCGCACACGCGCUCUCGCUCUGCUGUGGAUGGACCGCCCAGCCCAGUUCGCGAGGACCCAGAGGACCGGUUCACUCUGGUGCGCAGGAGCCGUUUCUAUGAGGAGGAUGACGAACCGGGGGAGCCCCGAAGGCGUGGAUACCAAGGGGCGCUGGCCAUUCCCCACGUGGUGCGGCCGGUGAGCGAGGUCACCCAGGAGGAGCUGAACAACAUCUGCUUCACCGUCAGAGACAAAGUGUACAACCGCUGCACCGGCUCCACAUGCCAUCAGUGCCGCCAAAAGACCACAGACACAAAGACCAACUGCCGCAACCCCGAGUGUGUCGGGGUCCGAGGUCAGUUCUGCGGGCCAUGCCUACGCAACCGCUAUGGAGAGGAGGUCCGCGACGCCCUGCUGGACCCGGACUGGCAGUGCCCCCCCUGCAGGGGCAUAUGCAACUGCAGCUUCUGCCGGGCCCGCGAGGGUCGCUGUGCUACGGGCGUCCUGGUCUACCUGGCGAAGUACCACGGCUAUGACAACGUGCACGCCUACCUGAAAAGCCUGAAAAGGGAGUUGGAGGAGGAGGAGAACCAGUAACGACCUGGAGCCCUACUGUGUCCUUUCUGCAUCGGGUGUUUUUCUAAGCUGAUGCUUGGGGUUUCCGUUCGGCUUUCAUAUUUUAAAACGCACAUGGUCUUGCAUCCUGUUGAUAUGCAAGUCCUAGUUUUUCAAUAGGCCAUUAAAUGACCUAGAGAAGAUGCUUUCCUUAAUUACAUUGUUUUAAAUGUAUAAAAUAAGCAGUUGAUUUCCUAAGGUGGUAUACAGUCUCCUUGUUCCAAAAAAAUCAAUUGUGAAAAGGGCUGAAAUAGUUGUGCCAUUUCUUAUAUAUGAAAGUUGCGUAGUUUUUGCGUUGCACAGAUGUGUUGAUUUCUGUGGUGGCAUUUUGUAAUCAGGGGAAAAUGUUUGGGAUACCUGUGUAUUUACGUAGAAAACGGUUAUUUUUUUUCUACUUGAUUAUAGGUCACAAGUCCUUUUUUCCCCAGCAGUUUAGCUAGUAUGCUUAAGUUGUAAAUUUUGAUGCUGAAGUCUCUCUCGUCCUGGGUCUUUUAAGUGGUCCACUCAUGAAUCACUCAUUUAACCACUUAAAGUGGUUAAAACUUCCAUUGUAAGAUUGCACUCUUAGAAAAGAGCUUUGCAUUCACUCUUAAGAUAUGAAAAAUUGCUUUGAUGAAUUACUACUGCUUCAGUACACGGGGGCCCUGUGGUAGAGGGGGGCAGUGUGUUUUGUUUGGCAAGGUAUGAACUUUCCCAUCAGAUGUGCCUUAACUGAUUGUCUGUACAUGCAUUGUUCAGGAAAUCUAUUAACAUAGAUGGUAGAUUGAGUUUAGAUGUUCAGGCUUCUCUGAAAUUGUUCUUUUAGGGAUCCGUGUGUAUGUACUGCACACAAGCGAACAAAUAAAAACAUUUACAGUAAACUUUG
Paramormyrops kingsleyae is the source of this 2228-nucleotide messenger RNA. RefSeq names its product cell division cycle associated 7a (gene cdca7a). Gene Ontology annotation, cellular component: nucleus. Lineage: Eukaryota; Metazoa; Chordata; Actinopteri; Osteoglossiformes; Mormyridae. The record is from RefSeq and is a predicted model, not a curated record. Gene Ontology annotation, biological process: regulation of DNA-templated transcription.